CUUCCAUUUCUUGAUCAUGACAACCAUAACCCUUCAAUGGAAUCCACCUUAGCAACAUAAUCACUCACCCUACUCAUUUAUCCCCAAUUUUCACUCAAUUUCACUAUAAAUUUCACCCAAAUUCAAUCUUUACACACUUAACAACAUACCCUUUUCUUCAAUUAUCACAUCCCAACUUCUACUCUUUCAAUUCUUCACCUCUGUUUUUCAAUUCUGAGCUAUCAAAAUCAGAAUCCUUCAACAUGCAAGAGGUUGAAUCAGCUAACAAAGAUGCUACACAACGUUUCAACAGAAUCAUUAAUCUAUUAUCCCAACCCCAUGAUCAUAUUCCACACAAAACUCUAAUUGAAAAAACAGGGGAUGUUGUGAUCGCAUUCAAACGAGUCGUAUCGCUUCUUGAUCGAGAUUUAAGUCGUUCUAGAGUGAGAAAAGGCUUCAAAUUUCAAACCCCAUUUCCUCAGAACAUGUUUUUAGAUCAAGAUCAUCAAGUUAUGAGUUCAAAUUUUGGUAAAUUGACACAAGUUUCCCAAAAUGCCCCUUCCCCUGUUUCUAGUUGUCAGUUUCUGACACCCCAACAGGGUCAGAUGAUGAUGUAUCAUAAGGGAAAUGGUGGGUUUAGUUUGAAUUUCAGUAGUUCUGCUUGUUCGCCUUCGGUUUCGUUGAGUAAGUCUUUUGUUUCGUCGUUGAGUGUUGAAGGGAGUUCUUUGAAUUUGAUCGGGUCGUCGCGGUUAAGUGAUCAAGAAAUGUUUCAACACAAGAAGAGGUGUUCAGGUGGUAGAUGUCACUGCUCCAAGAAGAGAAGACAUAGGAUUCAGAGAUCGAUCAAAGUUCCUGCUAUCAGUAAUAAGCUAGCAGAUAUCCCACCCGAUGAGUAUUCUUGGAGGAAGUAUGGCCAGAAGCCCAUCAAGGGUUCACCUCAUCCUAGAGGAUACUAUAGAUGUAGCAGUUUCAGAGGUUGUCCUGCAAGAAAAAAGGUGGAGAGAUGUUUGGUUGAUUUUGGAAUGCUUAUUGUGACAUAUGAGGGUGAGCAUAACCACCCUUUAUUACCUUUUCAAUCUCCAAACACAUAAAAUAAGCUUGCUUUAAUGGGUUGAAGCCCACUGGCCCGGUCCGGCCCAUCUCGACCCAAUACAGGGGUAUCUUCUAUAACUCUGGCUCUUCAUGUGUAUAUUUUAAUAGAAGUUUGUGAAUAUAAAUAAAGCAAAGAGUUAGAUGUCA
This is a messenger RNA of Helianthus annuus (common sunflower), 1218 nucleotides long. Its product is annotated as probable WRKY transcription factor 39. NCBI's taxonomy places the organism in Eukaryota, Viridiplantae, Streptophyta, Magnoliopsida, Asterales, Asteraceae. Bases 243 to 1070 code for a protein of 275 amino acids. Gene Ontology annotation, biological process: regulation of DNA-templated transcription. Gene Ontology annotation, molecular function: sequence-specific DNA binding; DNA-binding transcription factor activity. The transcript has 3 exons. The record is from RefSeq and is a predicted model, not a curated record.